Molecule: messenger RNA, 2480 nt
Organism: Paramisgurnus dabryanus
Lineage: Eukaryota; Metazoa; Chordata; Actinopteri; Cypriniformes; Cobitidae
Gene: cd93
Product: CD93 molecule
Molecular function (GO): calcium ion binding
Source: RefSeq, a predicted model, not a curated record
CUCUGGGAAGAGACACAUUGUAGGUUAAGCACUAAACAGGAUACAUUAGUUUGAGCAAGUGAGCAAGUAGAACAGAUUCACCAGAGUCUUGUUUGGCACGCAAGAGGCCUAUACGAACCAUCUCUGUUCUAUUUUCUGAAAUGAACUGAAUAUUGUGGAAUCUGUUGUUUUCAUACUGAUGAUAGCGACGGGAUGAUGUUUGCACUUAUUUUGAUGUUGUCCAUUUUUGAAGCUGACGGAACCAAUCGAGUGACCACAACGUGCACAGCUGAGGCUUGCCUUACGUUGCAUUUGGAGGAGGAACAUUUUGAAAAGGCACAUCGAAACUGCACCAACAAAGGCGGCAAUUUGGUCACGAUGAGAAAUUACAAUGAAUUAGCAAAUGUCAAAUCAGUUCUUUUAGCAGCAGGAGAACCAUCUGCCCUAAACUCUAAACUUUGGAUAGGACUUGCGUUGGAUAAAGGACACUGUACUAAGUUUAAUGAGGAGUUGCAUGGCUUCAGAUGGACGUCCAAGCCGGCAGAUUCCAAAUAUUCCAGAUGGAAAAAGAAACCUUCAAGAACGUGCACGGAGAAAAGGUGCGUGUCCGUUUCGUUAGUGGAUGAUCUGAAAUGGUCGGACGGCUCGUGUAAGGAUGGCGCCUUUUAUAUGUGCAAAUUUCUUUUCAAAGGCACGUGCAAACCCAUAAUGUUGGACGACCUUGGUGAAGUCAAUUACGAACUUCCAUUUUUAUCCAAACCACUUACUCAGAGUGAUGGGAUGGCAAUGUUACCGCAUGGAACAUUUGCUGAAAUAAGGUGCCGUGGGUCAGAGGAUAUUUCGCCAAUUUUUUCAGUGUGUAAUAACAAUAUGGGUUCCUUUGGCUGGACAAAUUCGGACCGAUUUUGCGCGCGAGAUAGAAGAAGUUGCGAACACAAAAACGGAGGUUGCGAUCACAUUUGUUCAGAAACUUUUGGGUCAGGUAUCAGUUGUGAAUGUCGUGAAGGUUAUUACCUGAGGGAUGAUAAAGUUAGUUGUGCUAUCAGAGACAACUGCGAAAAUUCACCGUGUAAAUCAACGUGCGUAUCGACACCAACUGGUUUUUCAUGCGCGUGUCCGGAUGGAUUUCAGUUGGACGAUGACAACAUCAGCUGCGUUGAUAUCGAUGAAUGCCGUCAAAGUAUCUGUGGUGAACACAGGUGUCACAACAGUCCGGGAAGCUAUUUUUGUGAGUGUAAAACUGGUUUCAAACUUUCUGAAGGAAAAUGUGAAGAUGUGGACGAAUGCACCGAAUCAAGAUGUGAACAGGGCUGUCUCAAUUCACAAGGUUCAUUUUCUUGUUACUGUUACGCAGGUUUCAGCUUUUCAUCAGACAAAGGUGGGGCAUGUAAAGAUAUUGAUGAAUGUCUAAAUAGGCCGUGUGAAGACACUUGCAUCAACACUUUAGGUAGUUAUAAGUGCUCUUGCGCCCAAAACUUUACUUUAGCUAAAAAUGGCAUUAGCUGCAUUCCGAAUCCUACAGAGAAACCACAAAACACCCCUCUAUCUCGAGAAAAUUACCAAGAAACACCAAUCACAAACUUGAGUCAGUUACCUAACGGGUAUGGACCUACAGCACGCAGUCCACUUUCACCUAACAAAAAUAGUAAAACAGACUCAGUCAAACGCAAAGAAAGUUUUCUCGCCAGUUCGUGGUUUUUGCUGUGUGUGGUGGGUUCAGCUGUUGCAUUGUUUAUGCUUGUUGUGAUCACGUCCGUCUUUCUCAUUUACCGAUGGAAACGUUCAAGAAAGACCACCAAGAAAAAUGCCACUGCUGAUAACUAUUGCUGGGUUUCAUCUGGACUGGGCAAUGUAGAAAAAACCCAACACUGACUUUUUUUUCGUGGACAUUAUCAGCAUCAUAAAACAUGGAGGAUAUUAUUGUUUUAGUUUAAUUACUUAUUUUUUGUCCUCAAAACUGAAACCUCAAUGUUGUAAUAAUUGUAAUAUUUGUCAAAUUAACAACAAAAAAACGAGUACAACGCUCUGAAACAUUAUGAUAAAUAAAGGUAGAGUUGACUGGAAAUGUUGUAAAUAUUUGGUAAGUUUGUGACAUGUGUUUUAUAUUAAUUAAAAUUUCUGAUGACCAAAUUGAUUUUAUAUUUUGUAUACCUUUUACAUUUAGUACAUAUAAAUGACCUUUGUCCGUCAAAUUAAAGAUGUCACUGUUAUAUUUGGGUUUUACAUUAUAAUUGUAUGUACAGUAAAUCACAGAAACGUAGGCUGGUUUUUCAAAUACUAUAUUUCCACAAGUUAAUAGUGCAUGUAUGGAUAAGUAGGCUUAUUAAUAUUGAAUCAUUCUUAAAAGUCAUUUAGACCCUUUAAUUUUUUGUAACUGAAUAUACAAGUGAUUGUAAAUACAGCCUGCUUCUAUAUAAUAUAAUGCCCAUUCAAUGUCAAAAUGUUUUUUGUAAAUUGUAUUUCUGAUCUUUAUGUCAUUAAUAAAUUAUUGACAAUAAUUA